AGCUGUUUUCUUAACCUUCUAUACACGCUCAACUUAUUCAUAAAGCUCUAUCGCGACUCUUGCGACUGUUUUCUGGUGUUGUUGGGGCAGAGACUCCGCGUGGCAACCAACCCAUGAUGCGCGUCAACGGCAAACGUUUACCCGCCACCACGCAGCAAGCUGUAGUAGAGCAUAUAGCUGCUGUGGAGAAAGAUUCCGAGGUUUCUGCUGCCUGCCAAGUCGAUCGUCGCACUGUAGCAAAGCUGCGAUUAAGCUUAGAGUACUGGGGACAGUGCUAUCCUCCGCCUUCUGUCAGGCUCGGCCGCCCGCCUUUACUGCAGCAAGCGCAGCUAGAAGCACUCCAAUUAUACCUCGAUGGGCGACCCGGCGCCUAUCUGGAGGAGAUGCAGCAGUGCUUAUACAACGAUUACGACGUGGAGUGCUCUCUAUCAACAGUGUGGCGGGCUUUGGAGAAGCUUCACUACAGCAGGAAGCUGGCUACAAAGCGUGCGAUUGAGCAAAGCGAGCCACUCUAGAGGGUGUACAGAGCGAGGAUGCAAUAGUAUAAGGCGGAGUAAAUCAUUGCGAUUAAUGAGAGCGCUUACAACAAGAGGACUAGCGACUAUACCUUAGUUAACGUAAUCGGCCAUUGAGUCGGCCAGGCAAUUGAGCUGGCCACCUUUGCCAAGAUCACACCUCAUUCCACCUCUCAUCUAAUGUCUCAACAACCUGAUCUUAGAUUACUUCCUUGUAAGGAUAGGAUAAUCCUUGCUAUCUAAGCUAUAAAAUCUAACGCGUUAAUAAG
Molecule: messenger RNA, 784 nt
Organism: Didymella exigua CBS 183.55
Lineage: Eukaryota; Fungi; Ascomycota; Dothideomycetes; Pleosporales; Didymellaceae
Exons: 2
Coding region: 114-515 (133 amino acids)
Source: RefSeq, a predicted model, not a curated record